AUGGAAAUGGCGUCAAGUCCUCGCUCCGUUGAAGAGAUCUUCAAAGAUUUCAGUGCUCGUCGAGACGGAAUCGUUCGCGCUUUAACUCAAGAUGUCGAUGAAUUCUACACUCUCUGUGAUCCAGAUAAGGAUAACUUGUGCCUGUAUGGACAUUCGAAUGAAUCAUGGGAAGUGACUCUUCCAGCAGAGGAGGUUCCACCUGAGCUUCCGGAACCAGCUCUUGGAAUCAAUUUUGCCAGGGAUGGCAUGAACCGUAGGGAUUGGCUAUCUCUUGUUGCUGUGCACAGUGAUUCAUGGUUGCUUUCUGUGGCUUUUUAUCUCGGAGCUCGUCUUAAUCGCAAUGAAAGGAAACGUUUAUUUAGCUUGAUCAAUGAGCUUCCAACUGUGUUUGAAGUUGUAACUGACAGGAAGCCAGUAAAGGACAACAAGCCCACUGUUGACAGUGGAAGCAAAUCUCGGGGCAGCACCAAGAGAUCAAGUGACGGGCAAGUCAAAAGCAUCCCAAAGUUGGCAGAUGAUCAAGGUUACGAGGAGGAAGAAGAUGAGCACAGUGAAACCCUUUGCGGGAGCUGCGGUGGAAACUACAACGCGGAUGAAUUUUGGAUUGGCUGUGAUAUAUGCGAGAGGUGGUACCAUGGGAAGUGCGUGAAGAUUACUCCUGCAAAAGCUGAGAGCAUAAAGCAAUACAAAUGUCCAUCAUGCAGCAUGAAGAGAGGCAGGCCCUAA
Messenger RNA from Vicia faba (fava bean), 726 nucleotides. The record is from the annotation of a GenBank genome assembly. NCBI's taxonomy places the organism in Eukaryota, Viridiplantae, Streptophyta, Magnoliopsida, Fabales, Fabaceae.